AUGAACAGACCAGGACCAGGUCCGCAGCCCAUGAGAGGCAUGUCUGGAUUCCCCGCACAACAGCAAGCACAGGCUCGAAAUGCGACCCUCGCCUCGGCGCGCCUGCCAAACGGAAAGAUCGGAGCCGGAGCCAAUUGGAACUUCAACUUGCCUGUGAGCGGUACACCUGGGUUACAAGGAAACCAGCAGCGCAACUUUGGUGCUAUGGGGACAUUUGCACAGAGCCUCAGUGGAUCGCAGCCAGCCACGCCGCUCGAUUUGUCGGAGUUUCCUUCACUGUCAGGUGCACCGCCGUCGCAGACCCAGAAUCCGAGUCAAAUGGUGUGGGCAAACGCCAGCCAACGCGCUGCGCAGACCCCCGUACAAAGACAACAGCCUCCUACUACUCAACCACCGUCACGCACAUCUCAAACACCAUCCCAUAUCCCCCAACAACAGAAUCAACCUUCUCAUGACGACCUAUUUCCUUCCGGCAUGCAGUUCGCCAACCGUUUGGAUGACUUCCGCGGUGGUGGACAGGGCAUUAGCGGUCAACUAGCGGGCGGACAACCCCAAACCGGCAGUAUUGACGAGUUCCCACCCCUUGGACGCAACGUCACAGCGGACCUAGGUCAAGAUCGCAGAGGCUCAAUGAUGCAGAAUGCUGGGCUUGGGGGUUACAGCUCUGCAUCAGUGAACGGUCAAGAAACCGGUAGAAUAAUGUCUCCUGCAAACAUGGGAACUGGAAGUAUUGGAACGUCGCGAUCGCCGGUAAACCAGCAAUCAAAUGGUGUGAUAGCUCAAGAGAAAGAUGAUAUGGCCAACGCUAUGACGCCGGGGCAGCGCACCUUUACGGAACAACAGCAGUUACAGCGACAACAGCAAGCUAUUUCUGGUGAUGUGCAGGAUCCUUCCGUUCAAAGUGCUGAACAGCCACCUCUGGGACAGAUGAGUGAGCUCGAUAGAUUUGGACUCGCGGGCCUACUGAGGAUGAUUCAUAGCGAGAGUCCAGACGUCGCGAGCCUUGCUGUGGGCCAGGAUCUGAUGACUUUGGGCUUAGAUCUAAAUCAACCUGAACCUCUCCAUACAUCUUUUGCUUCGCCAUUUGUCGCCUCAAUGUCCUCAUUGCCUUUGGAACAGGAUUUUUCUCUACCCUCCUGUUACAACGUUGCCAAUAUCCAACCGCUUCAAUCUCGUAUCCCUAGUUUCAGCGAUGAAUCUCUCUUUUACAUAUUCUACAGCAUGCCUCGUGACAUCAUGCAAGAACUCGCGGCGGAGGAAUUGAUGGGCCGCAAAUGGAGAUAUCACAAGAUCGAACGGUGUUGGCUGACCCGUGAUGAGACGUAUCCUGGUCCGGUUGAUGUUGAGCGUGGCGUGAGCGAGCGUGGAGUCUACCUCAUAUGGGAUCCUACCAGCUGGAAGAAGAUUAGGCGUGAGUUCAUUCUGCGAUAUGAGGAUUUGGACAACAGACUUGACCCCGGCCGUGGCAUUGCGCGCACAGCCGGAUUCCCACCCGGUUCAUGA
This is a messenger RNA of Aspergillus chevalieri, 1503 nucleotides long. RefSeq lists its product as uncharacterized. The record is from RefSeq and is a predicted model, not a curated record. The coding region runs from base 1 to 1503 and encodes 500 amino acids. The transcript is spliced from 9 exons. NCBI's taxonomy places the organism in Eukaryota, Fungi, Ascomycota, Eurotiomycetes, Eurotiales, Aspergillaceae. Gene Ontology annotation, cellular component: CCR4-NOT core complex; P-body. Gene Ontology annotation, biological process: regulation of DNA-templated transcription; nuclear-transcribed mRNA poly(A) tail shortening.